AUGGCGUCUUCUUCAUCAGCUUCAUCCAUUCCCAACACCAGCUUCAAGUACGACGUAUUUCUGAGUUUUAGAGGUGAAGAUACUCGUAAGAGCUUCGUCGAUCAUCUUUACGAGGCUCUUCAGAAAGAAAGCAUUGAAACUUACAAGGAUGACAAGAAUCUUGAGAAAGGGAAAAAAAUCAGCAAGGAGCUCAUUCAAGCCAUUGAAGAAUCACGAGUCCAUGUCAUUGUUUUCUCCAAGAACUACGCAUCUUCGUCUUGGUGUUUGGACGAACUUGUCAUGAUUACGGAGUGCCAAAAGAGGCAGACUGAGCAGACCCUUUACCCCAUCUUCUAUGAUGUGGAACCGACUGAAGUCCGUAAAGCAUUUGGAGAAGCAUUUGCCAAAUGUAGAAAAGAAGAGUCUGAAGAGAAAUGGAGAAAGGCUCUACAAGAUGCAUCAUCGUUCAGUGGGAGGGACUUGAGGACCACCGCAGAUGGGUAA
Molecule: messenger RNA, 483 nt
Organism: Cynara cardunculus var. scolymus (artichoke)
Lineage: Eukaryota; Viridiplantae; Streptophyta; Magnoliopsida; Asterales; Asteraceae
Product: toll/interleukin-1 receptor-like protein
Exons: 1
Coding region: 1-483 (160 amino acids)
Biological process (GO): signal transduction
Source: RefSeq, a predicted model, not a curated record